GUGUGAAUAUAGGAAUCCCGGCGCUCCUUUCCUUUCAAAACAGAGCAGGGAGUCAAACGUCAGCAGCAACAGUCACAACUCCUGUCUCAGCUGCCAUGGAGUUUCUUGAGAGAACUUACCUUGUGAAUGACCAAGCCACCAAGAGGUAUACCUUCACUCUAGACAGAGAACUUCGACAGAAACCUGUGCAUAAAGAUCAGUGUCCUGGAGACAGGCCAGAGCCGCCAGAGGCAGGAGGCAUCUAUCACUGCCACAGCAGCUUCAAGGCCACAGAGAACAGGUCGAGCAAGCACGUGCAUGCCAAGUGGAGACUCUGUGCUGCUUCAGCGAUAUGCUUCAUCUUUAUGAUGGCAGAGAUGGUCGGUGGAUAUGUUGCUGGGAGUCUUGCUGUCCUCACUGAUGCUGCUCAUCUCUUAAUUGACCUGACUAGUUUCCUGCUCAGUCUCUUUUCCUUAUGGCUGUCAUCACGGCCUCCCUCCAAGCGGCUGACCUUUGGGUGGUACCGAGCAGAGAUCCUUGGUGCCCUGCUGUCUGUCCUUUGCAUCUGGGUGGUGACUGGUGUGCUGGUGUACCUUGCCUGUGAGCGCCUGGUGUAUCCUGAUUACCAGAUCCAAGCAAGCAUCAUGAUCAUUGUUUCAGGCUGUGCAGUGGCAGCCAACAUUGUACUAACUGCAAUCCUGCACCAACGGCACCUUGGCCACAACCACAAGGAUGUACAAGCUAAUGCCAGUGUCAGAGCAGCUUUUGUGCACGCCCUUGGGGAUGUAUUUCAGAGCAUCAGUGUGCUAAUUAGUGCUCUCAUUAUCUACUUUAAGCCAGACUACAAAAUUGCUGAUCCAGUGUGCACAUUUAUCUUUUCCAUCCUGGUUUUGGUCAGUACCAUCAUGAUCUUAAAAGACUUCUCCAUCUUACUCAUGGAAGGCGUUCCAAAGGGCCUGAGUUACAACAGCGUGAAAGAGCUCAUCCUCGCAGUUGAUGGUGUGAUGUCUGUGCACAGUCUGCACAUCUGGUCGCUUACAGUGAACCAAGUGAUUCUCUCUGUUCAUGUUGCUACAGCUGCUAGCCAGGACAGCCAGUCAGUCCGGACAGGGAUUGCUCGAGCCCUCAGCACUAGCUUUGAUCUGCACUCUCUCACCAUCCAAAUAGAAUCUGCAUCAGACCAGGAUCCCAGCUGCCUUUUCUGUGAAGACCCACAGGACUAGCUCGGCCCCACCGCCAGCUUCCUGUGUCUCCCAGGACAUGAGAAACUGCUGCAAAGUUUCAGUAACAGGCAGUGAGGCAACCAGCAGAAUAGAUAUGAGCAAGUCAUGGCAAUGUAGCAUGCAUGUUCUUCCUUUUUAUUUAUCCACACUCACCAUGAAUGAAGAUGCACAAGAUUCAUCAGUUUCUUGGAUUAUAUCAUAAUCAGUAGUUGUUUCCAAUCAUAGGAAUAUAUACAGAGAUUAAUCCUAACUGGGAGAUGAAAUAGCAGAUGUUUGCAACCACAGGUAAUAAAUGGUUCACUUCCCUACAAUAAUGGGUAUACCUGAAUUCAGGAAUGCCUUUCCAGGGAUCUUCAGCAUGAGACACAAAUAUUUGGUCAGAAUCUUGAGGCAUUAGAACUCGUCUCUUCCACCAUCUCCAAACAGGCAUUCAUUAUUUAUGAAAUGGUGUGAUUCCCUCUUUUAAUCUUGCAUGUAAAUUACGAUGCCGUAUGUGUAUGCUACUGAAUUAUAUUUUACACUACUGCAGUGCUCUAUGUGUAAGCUACUGAAUUCUAUUUUAGUUCUCUCUGCAAACGGUAUGGGAGAAGGAAAAAGCUCUGAAAUUGCUAGCUUUUGAAUGUUUUCAUAAAUUGUAAUUUAAUAAUGCAAGAAAAUGAGGAGGCACAGAACAGGAUGCUUCUUAUCCAGGUUACAGGGAAAGGACUU
Molecule: messenger RNA, 1910 nt
Organism: Peromyscus leucopus (white-footed mouse)
Lineage: Eukaryota; Metazoa; Chordata; Mammalia; Rodentia; Cricetidae
Gene: Slc30a8
Product: solute carrier family 30 member 8
Exons: 8
Coding region: 96-1202 (368 amino acids)
Biological process (GO): response to zinc ion; insulin secretion; zinc ion transmembrane transport
Cellular component (GO): plasma membrane
Molecular function (GO): zinc ion transmembrane transporter activity
Source: RefSeq, a predicted model, not a curated record